AUGUCGACAAAUGAGCCACCACAGCACAUAAAAGAUCAAGAAGCUACGUCUCAAGCGAGUGCGCAAUCUUCACCUUCGACUCCUUCUCAGCCACUUGGAAUGGAGCAAUUACACCAUCAGCAGUCACAGACAACACAGAACCUUCACCCAGUCAGAAGCCACGGUAAUCUUCCAGACAUAGAGCGCCUUAAGCUUGAAAGUGGUCCGAUUUCACCUACGCCUUAUUCUGCUUCUUCUGGCGGUAUAUUGAAACAACUCGACCAAAGCACGAACGCCUCGAGACUUGCGAGCAGAGCACCAUCACGCGCACCUUCCGUAGCCGGUAUUGGUAAAACUGCAGCUAAACCUGAUUACUCAGAGGCGAAGAUUGUCGUCGCGAUGGUCGGUUUACCGGCGCGUGGAAAGUCAUAUCUCAGUAACAAGCUUAUGAGAUACUUGAAAUGGUUGGAAUAUGAUGUAAAGGUCUUCAACGUCGGUCAGUAUAGACGCAAAUUGGCAAGAGAAAAGAAGGCGGCAACGGGCGCGAAAGAUGAUCACUCAGCUAGCUUCUUCAAUCCAAAUAACGCAGAUGCAAUGGGUAUGCGUGAGACUAUGGCUAAUGACUGCCUUGAGCACCUUAUCGAUUGGUUGAAACAAGGUGGUAAUGUUGGUAUACAUGAUGCAACGAACUCUACUAUGGAGCGUCGUCAAAAAUUAGCCGAGAGAAUUAGCAAGGAGAGAGGUAUGCAGAUCAUUUUCAUUGAAUCUGUCUGUGAGGAUCCAAAAGUAAUUAGUGCAAAUGUAGCGGGUAAAGUCAGCGCAGGUGAUCCAGAUUACAAUGGAAUGACACCAGAGCAGGCAGAGGCAGAUUUCAGAAGACGUAUAAGUCAUUAUGAAGCUGCUUACGAACCUGUGAACGAGCCGCAUAUUAGUUAUUGUAAGGUAAUCAACGUUGGUCAGAAAGUACAGUGUAAUCUCAUUAACGGCUACCUCCAAUCAAGAAUAGCUUUCUACCUUAUGAAUCUGCACGUAUCUCCAAGAAGCAUCUACCUCACAAGACAUGGUGAAUCUAUGUAUAACGUUGAAGGUCGUAUCGGUGGUGAUAGCGAUCUCAGUCCUCGUGGUUCGAGGUAUGCGCAGGCGUUACCAAACCUCGUUAGAGAUAACGUUGGUGAUGUUCCAUUAACUCUUUGGACUUCUACUCUCAAGCGGACUAUUCAAACAGCAGCUAACCUCCCAUAUCCAAAACUAACCUGGAAAUCACUUGAUGAACUGGAUGCUGGUGUCUGUGACGGCAUGACUUACGAGGAGAUUGAGGAAAACUACCCAGAAGACUAUGCUAAUCGUGAUGAAGACAAGUACAACUACAGAUACAGAGGUGGUGAAAGUUAUCGCGAUGUUGUCAUUAGAUUAGAACCUAUUAUCAUGGAAAUGGAAAGACAAAACAACGUUCUAGUUAUUUGUCAUCAAGCUAUUUUGAGAGCCAUUUAUGGAUACUUCCAUAAUAUCCCUCAAGAGGAGAUUCCAUAUAUCAAAAUACCACUGCAUACUGUUAUUAAACUCACUCCGAAGGCUUACGGAUGUGAUGAGGUCAGGUAUCAGCUCCCAAUUGAGGCUGUGGACACACACAGACCAAAACCAACUAUCAAAAGGUCAGAUAGCAAGUCAAGCAAAGCUAGUGCACCAAGUUCAGUUCAGUGAUCGUGUAAUCAAGAUGAAUGAAGGCAAUUUUUUGAGUGGAGUGUAGUGUUACAUGAUGUGUCUAUAUUCUUUCAGAGUCUGAAGUACUCUCGCUUUCUUCUUUUUUGGUGGAUUCUUCUGACUUUUCUUCGUUAUCAUCCUCGUCGAUUUCAUCGCUGUAGUGUUCUGGAUGGCUUCUAAAGCAGUCUGCUUAUGUGAGAAUAGUGUAUAGUGAGAUAUUGGACAUACCCUGCAUUCCUUUGAAUGCUUCAACACAAUCUAUACCCUUUGGUUCUGCUUCCGAAUAAACAAAGCAGGCUGGUGUAUUCGAUAAGAAUUAACAUAGCACCUAUAAGUAUCACCCACAGAAUGCAGUCUUGAACUCUUCACCGCAUGGUCCGUAUGCCAUUCCACCCAAACAUGGACAAUCCCAGUUUAUUUCACUAAGCGGAGUUAGAUCGUUAUCCAAAAUAGCUGUGUAUCCUACCCAGUCUCUGGAUUGUAUGCGCCUCCGCUACUACUACCAGUGGCACUGCUUUCAGCUUGUUCAGUUUGUUCAACUUGCUCAGCUUGCUCAAAAGCUGGUGGCGCUUCAACUGAUUGAUCGUCCUUCUUAUCAACACCCUCACUCAUUGAUUACUAAUGGAGGUGAUCGUCAAGAGAGAAGAUAGAAGAAUAGCAGACUCUUCUUCUACAAAAUUUAUAACAACUUUACAAUUCUCCGACGUCGCAGAUAAAGACAGUGUCUGCUCCAAACUGCUUACUAGCACGAUGUCUGACUACUGGUCUGUCACCAUCUGUUAUGAUCGAAACACCAUCACUGCCUAUCAGAGUGGGUGAUACCGUUACUAUCAGUUUGUCUACUACGUUUUUGCUACUCAAGAGCGAACGUAUCACUGUAGCACCACCUUCUAUCAUGUAUCUUUUGAAACCAAAUUCCUUCGUUAUCUUAUCGAAUAUACUCCUAUCCCACCUUAGUCCUUCAUCAGAGCAAGUGAGCACGCCAAAUAUCCUAACACCAGAUUUCUCUAAGUCAAGAAGCUUCUGUGUGCUUUUCGCUCCUUCAAAUGUCAACAGAAUCGGUGCUCUGCCAAUCCCUCUUUUGUAAUUCUCUAUUAUUUUCGCGUUGACUGGGCAUUUAAAGUGUGGAUCAAUAAUAACUGGCGUAGGUUGAUCUUCUAAUGCUGCCAAACUGGGUAUUCUUGCAUUUAAACCAGGAUUAUCGUUAAGGAGGGUACCACUACCGACUAUAAUAGCAUCUGAGAGUAAUCGCAGGCUAUGCGUCAUAGCCAUACUUUCGUCGCAGGAUAAUCGUAUUUGCUUUCCUUCUUUACCUGCUAUACAUGCAUCAAGUGAUUGAGCGUAGGUUAGUAUGAUUUCCAUAUCCUCAU
Molecule: messenger RNA, 3050 nt
Organism: Wallemia mellicola CBS 633.66
Lineage: Eukaryota; Fungi; Basidiomycota; Wallemiomycetes; Wallemiales; Wallemiaceae
Product: bifunctional 6-phosphofructo-2-kinase/fructose-2,6-bisphosphate 2-phosphatase
Exons: 8
Coding region: 1-1680 (559 amino acids)
Biological process (GO): fructose metabolic process; fructose 2,6-bisphosphate metabolic process
Cellular component (GO): cytosol
Molecular function (GO): 6-phosphofructo-2-kinase activity; fructose-2,6-bisphosphate 2-phosphatase activity; ATP binding
Source: RefSeq, a predicted model, not a curated record